Molecule: messenger RNA, 537 nt
Organism: Cyphellophora europaea CBS 101466
Lineage: Eukaryota; Fungi; Ascomycota; Eurotiomycetes; Chaetothyriales; Cyphellophoraceae
Exons: 2
Coding region: 1-537 (178 amino acids)
Source: RefSeq, a predicted model, not a curated record
AUGUCCCAAGAUGAACAACUCUACCCCCACCCCCGCCGCAUCGUCACGGGCCACGACAGCACAGGCAACAGCAUCGUCGUCUCCGACAGCCAGAUCCCCUGCCUCCCCACGCCCGUGAAAUGCAACUUCGCCGUACUCUACGAGACCUUCCAGUUCCCGGCCAGCAACAACGAGCCCUGGGAGGACCCAGCAGCGCGCAAGACGGCCAGCCUCGCCAACGACAAGGGCGUCGUGCUGCGCGUCGUCGACUUCCCGCCCCGGACGGAGACCUUGUACCACCGCACCAUCAGUCUGGAUUUUGGGAUUCUGUUCGAGGGGGAGAUUGAUUGCCACCUCGACAACGGCGUCGUGAUCCACAUGAAAGCCGGCGACGUCUGCGUGCAGCGCGGCACCAUCCACGGCUGGACCAACCCGCACGACAAGCCGGCCCGCGUGUACUUUGUGCUGACGGCGUCGAAGCCCGUCGAGAUUGAUGGGAAGCCGUUGGACAAUGCGGGCUUCAAGCAUGAUGAGGUGGCGAGUGGCGGGAAGGAGUGA